This is a messenger RNA of Protobothrops mucrosquamatus (brown spotted pit viper), 450 nucleotides long. Its product is annotated as ubiquitin carboxyl-terminal hydrolase 13-like. Gene Ontology annotation, molecular function: zinc ion binding. The transcript is spliced from 3 exons. Lineage: Eukaryota; Metazoa; Chordata; Lepidosauria; Squamata; Viperidae. The annotation marks the transcript as partial. The record is from RefSeq and is a predicted model, not a curated record.
AUCUUGAAUCUAACGGUGAUUUAAAUAAUGAUGAUUAUGAGUAUGAGGAUGAAGCUAAACUUGUCAUAUUUCCAGACCACUAUGAAAUUCCUUUACCCAAUAUAGAAGAACUGCCAGCACUGGUGACAAUAGCUUGUGAUGCAGUCCUCAGUUCGAAAUCUCCCUACAGAAAGCAAGACCCAGACUCAUGGGAAGAAGAGCUGCAAAUCUCCAAACAUGCCAACACUCUGGUGCAAAUGGACAACGGGGUCAGGAUUCCACCAAGUGGCUGGAAGUGCUCCAAGUGUGACUUACGGGAGAAUCUUUGGCUAAACCUCACUGAUGGAUCAAUACUUUGUGGCAAAUGGUUCUUCGAUGGCAGUGGAGGAAACGGACAUGCGCUCGAACAUUACAAGGAGAUGGGUUAUCCCUUGGCAGUGAAGCUUGGAACGAUUACUCCUGAUGGUGCAG